AUGGCUCUGACCCUGGGGCUGCUGCUGGCCCUGCUGGGCUGUGCCACAGCACCGGAUCCUGCCCUGGAGGAGGCCUGGCAAGGGUGGAAGAGUCUCCAUGCCAAGGAAUAUCCGGGGGAGGCUGAGCCCCUCCGCAGGGAGAUCUGGGAGCAGAACCUGCGCCACAUCCAGCAGCACAACCGGGAGGAGUCGCAGGGGAAGCACAGCUACCGCCUGGCCAUGAACCACUUCGGGGACCUGACGAACCAGGAGUUCAAUGAGCUCAUGAACGGCUACAUCCCAGCACCGAGGGAGGAGCCAGCUCCGCUAUUCCAAACCUCGGCAGCCCCGAAAGCCCCGAUGAAGGUGGACUGGAGGGCCAAGGGCUACGUGACACCCGUAAAAUCCCAGGGGGACUGCGGGUCCUGCUGGGCGUUCAGUGCCACGGGGGCCCUGGAGGGGCUCAUGUUCAGGCGGACGGGGAAGUUGGUGGCGCUGAGCGAGCAGAACCUCAUCGACUGCACCCAGAAGCUGGGCAACAAGGGCUGCAGGGGGGGCUACGUGCAGCGGGCCUUCCAGUACGUGCGUGACAACGGCGGCCUCAGCUCCGAGAGUGCCUACCCCUACACGGGCACGGACAACUCCGGCUGCCGAUACAACCCCUGGUACAAGGCCGCCACCUGCUCCGGCUUCAGGACGGUGCCCCGGGGCAAUGAGGCGGCCCUGACGCAGGCGGUGGCAGCCGUGGGCCCGCUGUCGGUGGCAGUGGAUGCCAGCAGCCACAAUUUCCAAUUCUAUAGCUCAGGCAUCUUCACUUGCCCGUAUGGCCAGCAGCAGCUGAACCACGCCAUGCUGCUCGUGGGCUACAACAGUGCCCAGAUACGCAACUGCAGCGUGAGCUACUGGAUCCUAAAGAACAGCUGGUCGCAGGGCUGGGGUGAGAGGGGCUACAUGUUCCUGCUGAAGGACGCCGGCAACCAGUGCGGGGUGGCCAGUGAUGUCAGCUACCCGCUAGCCUGAGCCAGGACAGCUCUCCCUGAGCCAGGACAGCUCUCCCUCCUUCCCACCCUGCCUGCGAACCCACAGCUGUUUCCUUCUGGAAAAGGGCUUUUGCUCCUCUGCAGCAAGAAGCAAUUAAAAGUGCCUUGGUUAACUGGGUGGUGCAACCAGGUCCUUGUGAGGCAACCCUGGCACCAGGGACGGCUUGGGUUGGAUGGGAAUUGAAGCCCAUCUUCUUCCUGGACACUUUCCAGGUUGCUCCAAGCCCCCUCCAACGUGGAUUCUCCCUCUCACCACGCUCAGCGUUCUCCAGGCCUUCCCUCCCAGCCCGGCCAU
Molecule: messenger RNA, 1314 nt
Organism: Vidua chalybeata
Lineage: Eukaryota; Metazoa; Chordata; Aves; Passeriformes; Viduidae
Product: procathepsin L-like
Exons: 7
Coding region: 1-999 (332 amino acids)
Biological process (GO): immune response
Cellular component (GO): lysosome
Molecular function (GO): cysteine-type endopeptidase activity
Source: RefSeq, a predicted model, not a curated record